This is a messenger RNA of Diprion similis, 681 nucleotides long. RefSeq lists its product as uncharacterized. The record is from RefSeq and is a predicted model, not a curated record. The transcript has 5 exons. Bases 1 to 681 code for a protein of 226 amino acids. Gene Ontology annotation, molecular function: nucleic acid binding. Gene Ontology annotation, biological process: DNA integration. Lineage: Eukaryota; Metazoa; Arthropoda; Insecta; Hymenoptera; Diprionidae.
AUGAACGAGAAAAAGCUAACGCUAGUGACGGAACUGCAUAAGCCUGCACGCCGGAAUUACCCGCGUCGCCGUGUAGACGUGCGCGGCAUCGACGAGACCAGGCAGGCGGAUCUUGUUGAUAUGAUGUCAUACGCAGGACAAAACAAAGGCUACAAGUAUAUGCUCACAGUCAUUGAUAUCCUUUCAAAGUAUGCGUGGGCUGUACCGAUAAGGAGCAAGUCCGGGGAUGAUGUUACAAAGGCCAUGAAAUCUGUGCUAACUCAAGGACGUGUACCGAAAAAAUUACACGUGGAUAGAGGAACGGAAUUCUACAACUCAAAAUUUGGAUCUCUUAUGUCAUGCUAUGGUAUCAAACUCUACUCCACGUACAGUAAUUUGGAGGCUUCGAUCUUAUCGGCUUACAACAACACGAAACACCGAACCAUAAGAAUGAAACCAUCGGAUGUCACCGUUGCGAACGAAAGGCUGUUUAAAACCGGUGACAAAGUUCGAAUCAGCAAGUUCAAAAACGUCUCUGAGAAAGGUUACACUCCCAAUUGGACGACUGAAAUAUUCACAAUAAGCCAAGAGCUCCUUAAGGUGGAACAUCCGGACAUCUAUCUGGUGGAGAAGGUGCUUCAGAAGCGGGGAAAAAAAUUAUACGUCAAGUGGCUAGUAUUUGUCUUUAUUUUUACAUCUUAG